This is a messenger RNA of [Torrubiella] hemipterigena, 2649 nucleotides long. NCBI's taxonomy places the organism in Eukaryota, Fungi, Ascomycota, Sordariomycetes, Hypocreales, Clavicipitaceae. The record is from the annotation of a GenBank genome assembly.
CCGGCUCCAUCAGCGGCGCCCUGCAACUCGCACGACCUGCUACUUUUGCGUACGAGGGGAAAAUUACCGCCAUUUGCAAACUGUAUCACCAAGCCUUCUGCGUGAUUCACCACUACAACGACGCGGAGCUACUCGGAGCCAGCAGCAUCCUAGUGUUGAAGCUUCAGAAUCUUGCCAAUCCACCACUCGCCGCUUCGUCUUCCAGCGUGUCAGCUGAGUGAAAUGGCGUUGUGAUUGCCAGACGAAUCUUUGUGCUUGCGACCUUCACCAUCCCCACCGCCCUUCAUCAACGCGUACACGUUGCGACCGACUGACGACCUACUGCACUACUCACAACCAUCGUAACCUGUUAGACGCAGCUUCUGGCAUCUCUGCCGCCGCCGCAGUCGUCUCAACUAUGCCCUGCUUCAAAGGUAUCGCGGUAAGCGUCCAUGCAAAUGGUGCCCCGCUACCGGAACAUGGCAUGCAGAAGCAGUCUCGAAUGUCCCGAAUCAGCACCUAUAUUCCUGUUCCUCAACCAAAGCUUGAAGGCAAUUCGACUAAGCCCGAGCCUGCCAAGUUUGCCAUAUCAAUUACGCUUUUGACGCCUGGCCUGGCUAUCCCCUACUCCGCUCCCAAAGCCACUGACACCAACCCGUACCCCAAGCCGCAGUUCGUUGGCGAACUGCAUCCCAGCUCGCAGGGUGAGCGUGGCAAAUAUGCGGGCAUGGUGACUCCUUAUAUUCCUAUGACGAACUCCGAAAACGAAACAAUUGCGGCGUACAUCUACUUUGAUGGCCGAGCAAAGGAAGAGGUCGCCACCCUUCUGCGACCGGGUGAGGAGACCUGGGUCAACAGCCGCUGGGUUCAGGUUCCAGAUGCCGAAGGAGGUGGUCUUGCUGAACGUGAAUUUUUAUUCCGCGAAGUUGGCCUGGAACGAUGGCUGAAUGGUUUAGAUCUGCAAGGCCAAGACGUUGCUGAGAAGCUGGAGAGGCGCAGACAAAAGUUCGAAAAGCGCCGCCAGCGACAAGGCAGUAUAGCCGAAGGCACUGAAUCCGAAGGCAAGGCCAGACAAGAUACUAUGAGGUAUGGAGCCGAGGAUGGGUCUCCUCUCGAAGCCGUCCUUGAUUCUGACUCUCUAUCAUCCGAUGACGACGAACCUCCCGAGGCCACAGGCCAAAUCAAGGUGGCUAUGUUCCGAGUGUUGGCUUCCGGUGAGAUCAAGAAAGGAGAGUAUUCUCCUCAGUUUGACGCACAUGAUGGCGAUGAAGAAGGAACGGGAGGCACUGACGGGAAUGGCAUGACGGCAGACGUUGAGCACACGACCAGUUUUGCUAAGCCUAAGACACUCGACCCGAAAACAAUUAGCACUCAGACCGUUACUGGAAUAGACGGGCCUGAUAAGCCAUACGCUACUUUUACGUUUUUCUACCGUGGAGAUCGCCAGCUACAAAAGAUCGGUGUCAUACAAGGACCGAAGUCGUCUUCAGCGGCGCAGGCACACUCGAAGCGCCGGUCUGGUACUCUUGAUUUCUCAAGCAUUGCACCUCUCAAAUCCGGUGGCACUGUUGGGUUUUCAGCAUUCCGUGACAAAGAAGCGGAAGACGCAGCGCGACGCAAUAAGGCCAGAAAGAAGAGCAACGGAAACAUUGCUGACGACAGUGACGAUGACGAUGACGACGAUAUGGAUAGCAUGAUCAAAAUGGAUGAUGACAAGGAUAAUGACGGAAAAGUAGCACCAGAAGAUGCCAAAUCCGGUGGUGAGCUUGCCGAUGGUGUCAAUCGAAUCCGACUUAAGCGAGCGCACUCUGCAGACCCCGAAGGCAGCGCAACACCUGAAGCGACGCAAACUGCGGUACCGGACGUAACCGCUACGCCACAGCGUGCAACUGGUGCAUCAGUCAAGGAGACGGAAGCCACCCCAGCUGCACCCAAACCUCCAGGUGAUACUCCUGCUGAGGCUGCUGUAGGAAGCCCCUUGAAAAGGGCACGUCCUAGUGUCGAUUUGGGAAACCCAAUGAACAAAUUUUCGGCGACACAGAGCCUAAGCGCCGCACUAGGAUCAGCAAUGUCUGGAAGUACAAAUGCAUCAAGUCUGGGCACCAGCAUCAAGAUGGAAGAAGAAGAGGAAUUAUAAAUGGGCGGUCAAGUAAUGACGUCGUGUUACUCUAUUGACUGGCCUCCUUGUUUGGCUAUGCCGAGGAUGAUCAACGUUUGCGAGCGGCCUCAUCGUUGGGAGCAUUAUUGGAAACGGUGAGCAGGUAGCUGUGGCAAGUAACGACGAAAUUGCCUGUGCUCUCCUGCUGCCGACAUAUAGGACGGUUUCCAGCAUUAAAUUACAGGAUUAUAAAAAAGAGUCCCAGUCUGCGACUUUAGUACUAUACAAGAUUUCUUCCUUCAAUUCAUUGCAUUGCACAUUUUUCAUCAUAUCUUUUUUCACGGUGUAUAAAGGGUCAAUAACAAUACAUGUCACUCCACAGUCGUCUCAAAUUACUUGUUUCUUACCGAAGCACACUGGGAUACCAAUGGCACAGGGAUGUAAGCUAUAGCAGAAGCUAAAGGAGAAGAUCCUAGUCCGUCGGAAGGCAAGACCUUGUGGAAUAGCGUGCUUGCUGUUGGGUAUUCGCUACAAUCGAUGCAAUUGUUUGGGUAUCUUGAGUAAGCCUGAAC